Molecule: messenger RNA, 5599 nt
Organism: Drosophila takahashii
Lineage: Eukaryota; Metazoa; Arthropoda; Insecta; Diptera; Drosophilidae
Gene: didum
Product: dilute class unconventional myosin
Biological process (GO): actin filament organization; vesicle transport along actin filament
Cellular component (GO): myosin complex; vesicle; cytoplasm
Molecular function (GO): ATP binding; microfilament motor activity; actin filament binding
Source: RefSeq, a predicted model, not a curated record
GCGGAGGAGGAGGAGCAAGUGGAACCAUGUCGAGCGAGGAGAUGCUAUAUGCGCAGGGCGCCAAGAUCUGGGUGCCCCAUGCGGAGCAGGUGUGGGAGAGCGCCACCUUGGAGGAGAGCUACCGCAAGGGCGCCGGCUUCCUGAAGAUCUGCACCGAGUCCGGUAGCCUCAAGGAGGUCAAGCUAAAGGCCGACGGCAGCGACCUGCCGCCCCUGCGCAAUCCGGCCAUCCUGGUGGGACAGAACGACCUCACCACUCUGUCCUACCUGCAUGAGCCGGGGGUGUUGCACAAUCUGCGCGUUCGCUUCUGCGAGCGCCAGAUUAUCUACACCUACUGCGGCAUCAUCCUGGUGGCCAUCAAUCCGUACGCCGAGAUGCCGCUCUACGGGCCGAGCAUCAUCCGUGCCUACCGGGGUCAUGCUAUGGGCGACCUGGAGCCGCACAUCUUUGCUUUGGCCGAGGAGGCGUACACGAAGUUGGAGCGCGAGAACUGCAACCUUAGCAUCAUCGUCAGCGGGGAGUCCGGAGCGGGCAAGACGGUGUCCGCCAAAUACGCCAUGCGGUACUUCGCCGCCGUCGGAGGUUCCGAGUCGGAGACUCAGGUCGAGCGCAAGGUGCUGGCAUCUUCGCCGAUCAUGGAGGCCUUUGGCAACGCCAAGACCACACGAAAUGACAACAGCUCCCGCUUCGGCAAGUUCACCAAGCUGCUGUUCCGCAACCAGAUGGGCGUGAUGUAUCUGCAGGGGGCCACCAUGCACACCUACCUGCUGGAGAAGUCCCGGGUGGUGUACCAGGCGCAGGGGGAGCGCAACUACCACAUAUUCUACCAGCUGUGCGCGGCAAGGUCCAAGUAUCCGGAAUUGGUGCUGGAUCACCAGGACAAGUUCCAGUUCCUCAACAUGGGCGGAGCUCCGGAAAUAGAACGCGUCUCGGAUGCAGACCAGUUCAACGAAACCGUGCAGGCCAUGACCGUUUUGGGCUUCUCCAUCCAGCAGAUAGCGGACAUCGUGAAGAUCCUGGCAGGCAUACUCCACCUGGGCAACAUCCAAGUGUCCAAGAAGUUUAACGAGGGCAGCGAGGAGGAAGACACCGAUUCCUGCGAUAUAUUCCACAACGACAUCCACCUGCAGAUCACCGGCGAUCUGCUGCGGGUGAGCGCCGAGGAUCUGCGACGGUGGCUUUUGAUGCGUAAGAUAGAGUCGGUCAAUGAAUAUGUGCUGAUACCGAAUAGCAUUGAGGCGGCGCAGGCGGCGCGAGACGCUUUGGCCAAGCACAUCUAUGCGAAACUCUUCCAGUACAUCGUCGGUGUGCUGAACAAGAGCCUCAACAACGGUAGCAAACAGUGCAGCUUCAUUGGCGUCCUCGAUAUCUACGGCUUCGAAACGUUCGAGGUGAACUCGUUCGAACAGUUUUGCAUAAACUAUGCGAAUGAGAAGCUGCAGCAGCAGUUCAACCAGCAUGUCUUCAAGCUGGAGCAGGAGGAGUAUCUCAAGGAGGGCAUCACCUGGACGAUGAUUGACUUCUACGACAAUCAGCCGUGCAUUGAUCUAAUUGAAUCUCGACUGGGAGUGCUGGACCUCCUCGAUGAGGAAUGUAGAAUGCCCAAGGGUUCGGACGAAAGCUGGGCUGGCAAGCUCAUCGGCAAAUGCAGUAAAUUUCCGCACUUCGAGAAGCCACGCUUUGGCACCACAAGCUUCUUCAUCAAACAUUUCUCGGACACGGUCGAAUAUGACGUGAACGGAUUCUUGGAAAAGAAUCGUGACACUGUCUCUAAGGAGCUGACCCAAGUGCUGGGCGAGUCCAACAUGUCCCUGGUCAAGCAGGUGAUGACCCUCGAGGAAAUCGACACUUUGAGCGUGGAUUCCGCCAAAUCGUCCACUCUGGGCGGUCGUGUCGUGAUCAGUGCUGGUCGCAAACAGCAGGGAAAUGACACCCGACGAAGAGUGGUACCAUCCAAGCAGCAUAGAAAAACUGUGGGUUCGCAGUUCCAGGAGAGUCUAGCCUCGCUGAUAUCCACGUUACACGCUACAACUCCGCACUAUGUGCGCUGCAUCAAGCCCAACGAUGACAAGAUUGCCUUUAAAUGGGAAACGGCCAAGAUCAUCCAGCAGCUGAGAGCCUGCGGUGUGCUGGAAACGGUGCGCAUCUCUGCAGCGGGAUUCCCCUCGAGAUGGCUCUACCCAGACUUCUAUAUGCGCUACCAGCUGCUGGUCUACCGGUCCAAGCUCGACAAGAACGACAUGAAGCAGUCGUGCCGCAACAUUGUGAUGAAGUGGAUCCAGGACGAGGACAAGUACCGCUUCGGCAACACGCAGAUCUUCUUCCGUGCCGGCCAAGUGGCCUUCCUCGAACAGGUGCGGGCCAAUCUGCGCAAGAAGUACAUCACCAUUGUGCAGUCGGUGGUGCGGCGUUUCAUCUACCGCCGCCGGUUCCUGCGUCUCCAAAUGGUGAUCAGUGGCAUCCAGCGGCAUGCACGCGGCUUCCUCGCCCGCCAGCGUGUCUGGAAGAUGCGCGAGGCUCGGGCGGGCUUGAUCCUGUCGAAAUACGCUCGAGGUUGGUUGUGCCGUCGUCGUUAUUUGCGCCUGCGCCACUCAAUUUCCGGCAUACAGACCUAUGCGCGCGGCAUGAUGGCCCGUAGCAAGUUCCAUGCGAUGCGGGAUCACUACCGGGCGGUUCAGAUCCAGCGUUUCGUCCGCGGAGCCCUGGCGCGGCGAGCUUACCAAAAGCGGCGACGCAACAUUAUCAUUUGCCAGGCGGCGAUUCGCAGGUUCCUGGCCCGCCGCAAGUUCAAACGCAUGAAGGCCGAGGCCAGGACCAUCUCGCACAUAGAAAACAAGUACAUGGGGCUGGAGAACAAGAUUAUAUCCAUGCAGCAGCGCAUCGAUGAGCUGAACCGCGACAACAGUAACUUGAAGCACAAGACUAGCGAGAUCAGCGUAUUGAAAAUGAAGCUUGAACUGAAGAAAACCCUUGAGGUAGAAUUCAAGAAUGUGAAGGCCGCCUGCCAGGACAAGGACAGGCUGAUCGAAGCACUCAACAAGCAGCUGGAGGCUGAGCGGGAUGAGAAGAUGCAGCUGCUCGAGGAGAACGGCCAUGCGCAGGAGGAGUGGAUCAGCCAGAAGCAGACGUGGCGCCUGGAAAACGAGGAGCUGCGCCGCCAGAUUGACGAGAUAAUCGAGAUGGCCAAGAACGCAGAGGUCAGCCAACGCAACCAGGAGGACAGGAUGCUGGCCGAGAUUGACAACAGGGAGCUGAACGAGGCCUACCAGCGGGCGAUCAAGGACAAGGAGGUAAUCGAGACCGAGAACUACGCGCUGAAGGAGGAGCUUAGUCGCUUGACUGCUGGCAACUUUAGUUUGCACGGGCGCAAGGCUAGCAACGCUUCCAGCCAAAACGAGGACGAUGUGGGCUACGCCUCGGCCAAGAACACUCUGGAUAUCAAUCGGCCGCCUGAUCUGCUAAGCAAGAAUUAUUCGUACGACACCACAAGCAUGGUGGUGAAGUUACGCGCCAUUCUCGAGGAGGAGAAGCAGAAGCACAAGAGCCUGCAGGAGCAGUACAUCAAGUUGGCCAGCCGCCACAAGCCCACCGAGGAUUCGUUCCGCGUCUCCGAGCUUGAGGUAGAGAACGAGAAGCUGCGCAGCGAAUACGAUCAGCUGCGAACGAGCAUUAAACACGGUGUUGAGAUCAACGAGCUCAAUGCCCAGCAUGCCGCGCUGCAGGAAGAGGUACGUAGGCGUCGCGAGGAGUGCAUCCAGUUGAAGGCGGUCCUGCUGCAGCAGAGCCAGUCCAUGCGGUCCCUCGAGCCGGAGAGUCUACAGUUGCGGGGCAACGACGUCAACGAGCUGAUGGAGGCCUUCCAUUCCCAGAAGCUCAUCAAUCGUCAACUGGAGUCCGAGCUCAAGGCCAUCACCGAGGAGCACAACAGCAAGCUGGUGGAGAUGACAGGGGAGAUCGAAAGGCUGAGCAUUGAAAAGGAUGAACUGCAGAAGGCAAUCUUCGAGAGCAUCGACGAGUUCGAGGACGCCAAUGUGGACACACUGAAACAGAACGAUCGCUAUCUGCGCCGUGAACUGCAGAAGGCUGUGGCCGAGUUCCUGCUCGUGCAGGAGGAACUGAAGCUGGCGCAUGCCAAGCUGAAGGCCUAUCGUCAGGACGGCGGCCAGUUGGAGCACAAGCUGGAGGAGGAGAUGAGCCGCAACAAGGCCAACGGCACGUCCAGCGACGUGGGCGCCAAUGUGACCAAGCAAAAGUCGCAAAAUCCGCAGGGUCUCAUGAAGUUCCACAGCAGCGAUCUGGAUAAGAUCCUGCAGCGGCUGCUGAGCGCCUUGACUCCACGCACAGUGGUUGGCCUUUUGCCUGGUUUCCCAGCCUAUCUCAUCUUUAUGUGUAUUCGUUAUACCGAUCUGACCAAUGCCGACGAUGAUGUGCGCGAGUUGCUGAGCAAGUUCGUGAUCCAGAUAAAGAAAAUGCAUCGAACGCCUCAUCCGAUUGAGAACCGUGUGAUUUGGCUGGUCAACUCCAUUACACUGCUGAAUCUUCUGAAGCAAUACGGCGAUGUGGAGGAGUACGUGAAGUUCAACACUGAGAAGCAGAAUCAGCAGCAGCUGAAGAACUUCAAUCUGUUUGAGUACCGUCGCGUAAUCCUUGAUCUGAUAGUGAAUCUGUACCAGGCGCUGAUCAUGCAGAUUCAGGGUCUGUUGGACCCAAAAAUAGUGCCAGCGAUUCUGAACAACGAUGAGAUUCAGCGUGGACGGCAGGCGCACGGAAUGCGUAGUCGGGCCCCGUCGAUUGGAUCAUCCUCGUCGCCGGAGCACGGAGGAGGUCCUGCCUGGAAGCAACUGAUCGGCCAGCUGGAGCAUUUCUACAAACAGUUCCAGCACUUUGGCUUGGACAACUGCUAUGCAGAGCAGAUAUUCCAUCAACUACUCUAUUUUAUUUGCGCCGUGGCGCUAAAUUGUCUGAUGCUGAGGGGCGAUAUUUGCAUGUGGGAGACGGGCAUGAUAAUCCGCUAUAAUAUCGGCUGCAUUGAGGAUUGGGUGCGCAGUAAGAAGAUGUCGAACGAUGUGCUGGCUCCGUUGGCGCCUCUGAAUCAGGUUUCCCAACUGCUGCAGUCCCGGAAGAGCGAGCAGGAUGUUCAGACCAUCGUCGAUCUGUGUACUUCGCUGAGCACGGCACAGGUCCUCAAGGUUAUGAAGUCCUACAAGCUGGAUGACUACGAGAGUGAGAUAACGAACGUCUUUUUGGACAAACUAACCAAGGAACUCAAUGCCCGACAAAUGCAAAAGAGCAACAGCGACGAAUUCACCAUCGACCAGAAGUUCAUUCAGCCCUUCAAGGUGGUCUUCAGGUAUAGCGACAUCAAGCUGGAGGAUAUUGAUCUGCCGUCACAUCUUAACCUGGAUGAGUUUCUCACAAAGAUCUGAGCGUUGCGGGGAUGGCCUUUUGUUGGUCGAGAACGUUGCCAUUUAGGAUGACAUGACACACCGCUUUCUUUUUGUGUAUUAUACGAGUAUAACUAUUGUAGAAAUUAAUAUUGUUCUUAUAUUUAGAAAAUCUAUUAGGUAAUGAAACGAUGCUUAGAGCAGUUUUGCCGAAA